Molecule: messenger RNA, 567 nt
Organism: Eurytemora carolleeae
Lineage: Eukaryota; Metazoa; Arthropoda; Copepoda; Calanoida; Temoridae
Product: neuronal calcium sensor 2
Exons: 8
Coding region: 8-535 (175 amino acids)
Molecular function (GO): calcium ion binding
Source: RefSeq, a predicted model, not a curated record
AAAUGAAAUGAAGAAAUUGGAUAAAAAGACAGAGCAAUUUCUACUUAGCAAGACACAGUUUAAUGUGGAAGAAAUACAAGACUGGUUUACAACAUUUAGUCAGGAAUGUCCAAACGGUUUAUUACUCAGAGAUAAGGUGGACGAGCUGUUUAAAGAAAUGAAUAUUGGAGGGCAGGACCUGGACCAGUUCCUUCAAGAUGUUUUCAAACUUUUUGACAGAGAAUGUGUUGGAGGGUUGACCUUUGUCCAGUUCAUGCUUGCUUCUGAUUUAAUGGGAAGACGACCUGUGGAGGCGAGAAUCCGUUGGAAUUUUCAUUUAUUUGAUUCCGAUGGAUCAGGCAGUAUAGAUUCAGGAGAAAUUAUCGACCUUCUUUUAGCUUUGAUGACGUCAACAGGCAGAAAAACAUCAAGGUUUGACGUAAUACAGAAGUCGGAUGAACUAUUUGGAGGUCUUAAACAAACAGAAUUUUCACAGGUCACAGACUUAGGGCUGGGAUUGUUCUUAUUUUUUUUAUUCGUUUGUUCCUCGUUCUAGAACAAAGGUCUUACUUACAGACAGAAAUUAGG